Messenger RNA from Bubalus bubalis (water buffalo), 1846 nucleotides. RefSeq names its product tRNA methyltransferase 10B (gene TRMT10B). The coding region runs from base 173 to 1123 and encodes 316 amino acids. Lineage: Eukaryota; Metazoa; Chordata; Mammalia; Artiodactyla; Bovidae. Gene Ontology annotation, cellular component: nucleoplasm; nucleus. The record is from RefSeq and is a predicted model, not a curated record. The transcript has 9 exons. Gene Ontology annotation, molecular function: tRNA binding. Gene Ontology annotation, biological process: tRNA N1-guanine methylation.
CGACAACUCCCAGAAUGCUAGUCGGAGAGGGGCCGGAACCGGAAGUGGAGUCGGAGGCGGGACUUGGUGAGUGCCGCUUCCGCCGCGGGAGGAGACUGGUUCAGGGAAAUACUUCUGCAAGUAUAAUAGUUCCUUUUUCUAAUCUGAGUGACAAGGACAGAGGACUAAACGCAUGGACUGGAAAUUGGAAGGGAGUGCUCAGAAAACAGAGUCACGGGUGCUGCAGGAGCAGGAAAUCACCCUGGACGACCCAGGUGAAGAUGGCGUCUCUGAGAGCUUCCAGCUUCUACAGGUUGAUGUGGGAUGUGAGCAUUGGGAACAAGAGGCCCUGCCCACAGGCGGUGCAGCGUGGUGCUCGAAAAAUGUCCAAAGAAAGCAGAGACACUGGGAAAAGAUAGUUGCGGCAAAGAAGAGUAAAAGAAAACAAGAAAAAGAAAGACGAAAAGCCAACCGUGUAGAAAAUUCAGGCAUCUACCCGCAGCACAGCAAACGUUUUCUGAGAUCCAUAAUCAAGGAAAGACUUUUGGAAGCCAAGCACUCAGGCCCAAGACUCUGUAUCGAUUUGAGUAUGACUAACCACAUGUCUAAGAAGGAAUUAAGUAGACUGGCUGGACAGAUCCGAAGGUUGUAUGGUUCCAAUAAGAAAGCUGACAGGCCAUUUUGGAUCUACCUCACUGGGUUCACCACAGACAGCCCCCUGUAUGAAGAGUGUUUGAGGAUGAAUGAUGGAUUUUCCAGUUAUCUGCUAGACAGAACAGAAGAAGACUGCUUUAGUUUAUUUCCUCUGGAAACCCUUGUGUACCUGACUCCGGACUCAGAACAUGCUCUUGAAAAUGUUGAUCUAAACAAAGUUUACAUCCUUGGUGGACUUGUGGAUGAAAGCAUUCAGAAGAAGGUGACAUUUCAGAAGGCCCAAGAACACUCUGUUAGGACUGCCCGCUUACCAAUCCAGGAAUAUAUGGUCAAAUGCCAGAAUGGGAAGAACUAUCAUUCAGAGAUACUGACCAUCAAUCAAGUGUUUGAUAUCCUGUCUACUUACUUUGAGACUCAAAACUGGCCUGAAGCAUUGAAGAAAGGAGUUUCUUCCAGAAAAGGCUAUGUUCUCCAGAACUCAGUGGAAUGAUGGAGAGCCUAAGGAGGCAGCUGCAGGAGGUGAAGUUGCUGGAGUUGUCUUGACCAAAGAGCAGAGCAGAAAAUGGUGGUUGUACUCAUUGGCCUUUACUUGACAUCUUGGCUGUUCACUGGGAUGAAGAGGGACCACAUUUUAUGCUCUUUUGUAUCUCCCAUAGUGCCUCACAGGAAGUGCCCAGAUAUAUGUUGACUAACUAGAAAGUUUACAUAACAAUGAAUUAGCCCUAAGACUACAUGGCUUUGGAUGUUAAUUCAUCUUCUGUACAUCUAUUUGUAAAAUAGCUACUCUUAAGAAUAGCUUAAAUAAUCAAGUAAGAAUUGUUCUAUCAAGAGUUAAAUUUUCACUGCACAGGCAUCAUAAAGUUGCAUGACUUUGUCCAGCCAUCUCAAACAUGCUGAUUUUCCCCAGCUCAGUAAUAUGCUAUACAGACUUUGCAGGGUCAGCCUGUCCUAACAGCCCUGCUUUAAGCCCCCAUAGCAUUUUGUUCCAUCUGUGGCUCCUACUUUGUCUCCCCUAUUCUGAGUAUGGGCAGUGAGUGUUUCUCUCUUCCUAAUAGUAGCCUUGUAACAAUUUGGUGCAGUAUCUUUGUAUCCUUAUGAGCUUUGUACCAACUAGAUUCUUCAUAUAAACUUGUGAUUAACAGGUCAAAUUGAAAAGCACACAGUAUUUUAAGUCUAACUUGAAGAGACAGAAAAUACAUUGCAUCUGACACAA